Nyctereutes procyonoides (raccoon dog) is the source of this 1081-nucleotide messenger RNA. It is a transcript of the gene TBATA, whose product is annotated as thymus, brain and testes associated. Lineage: Eukaryota; Metazoa; Chordata; Mammalia; Carnivora; Canidae. The record is from RefSeq and is a predicted model, not a curated record. Bases 2 to 1075 code for a protein of 357 amino acids. The transcript is spliced from 9 exons.
GAUGGCCACAGACGUGAAGACCCAGUUGGCUGAACAUCCACUGAUGAGUCCAAGGGCUAAGCUGAAGCCUGAAAAGAAGUCAGGGCACAGGCCAAGGAGCCACGGGGACAACGGGCCACAGAAAGAACUGAUGAUCCCAGGGAUCGUGGAUUUCCAGCUGAUCCAAACAGCACUGAAGACCCCCAAGCCCCAGACCCCUGGAGCCUACCGCUUUGGCCGCCUCAGCCACCACUCCUUCUUCUCCCGGCACCACCCCCACCCACAACGUGUGACCCAUAUCCAAGAUCUCACCGGGAAGCCUGUCUGUGUCGUCAGAGACGAGUUCUCUGUGGCCCCCUUGCCUCAAGCCACACUUUUAUCCCGCUGUCUGAUGGGGUUGCCCACCAUCUCUGUCCCCAUCGGAGACCCGCAGUCCAAUCGGGAACCCCGGCUUUCUUCUGAGGCAUGGAAGAAGGAGUUGAGAGACCUGGCUUCCCGGGUGGCCGUCUUCACCAAGGAGAAUGAGCUGAAGAGCAAAGAGGUGGGUCAGAAGGAGGAGCCUCAGCGGGAGCAAGGGGCAAAGUACUCAGCCGAGACCGGGAGGCUCAUCCCCACUUCCACCCGAGUCAUUGGUCGCCGCCACUCCCGCCAGGGCCCACGGAUGUAUUCUUCUGGCAAAGAUGAAGGAGUCCAGACUGUCUUCCUAAAGGAUCAUGAGCUGCUGGUCCUGGAGCUCCUUUGUCAGAUCCUGCAGACAGACUCCCUGAGCACUAUCCAGUUCUGGCUACUUUACGCCCCCCCAAAAGAGAAAGACCUGGCCCUGGGGCUCCUGCAAACAGCCGUGGCUCAGCAAUUUCCACAGCCCCUAGUCUCUAUCCCGUUGGAAAAACUUCUCUAUCAGCUCCAGGAAUUCCAAGAGCCAUCUCAAGAGAAGCAACAGCCGCCCUACAGUCAAUCCCCGAAGAAGACGAAGACCCCACCACUACCCAAAGGCGACCAACCAGAGUACAUCGGGAGAGCACAAAUUCUCCGGAUGCAUCUGAACCAGAACACAGAAGACAGAAAUUCAAAGCCAAAGGCAGAAUGCGGAGUCUGAGUCCCU